AUCCAUCUCAAGAUCUCGAUCUCACUGUUUUUUGCUACCUUUGGCCUUUGGAGAUUUGUUCCACUGCUUUUCUAUUUAUAUUUAUGCGCUUUGGGAUGGAAUGGAAAACUUAUCAGAAAAUAUACAAACCUUAUUUUCCUAUGACACUGAACUGAGUGCCGAUUCUGUAGAAUGGUGCCCACAUGAACCACACCAAAAUGUAUUCGUUUGUGCCAAUUAUCAACUGGAAGAGAAGAGAGACGACCAUCUUGAGAGUACUGUUGUGCAUAGGACAAGAAAAGGAAGGGUUUUACUGUUUUCUAUAACAGCUGAUAAUGGAUUGAAGUUACAUGAAACAGUGAACUGUCCUGCAGUGUUGGAUCAAAAAUGGUGCCAUGAGAGAGUUAAUGAUAGUUCACAUCUAGGGGUUGUUAAUGCUAAUAAGGAAGUAACAAUCUUCAAGUUAAAUGUAGAGGGUACCAGCUUAGAAACAGCAACAACCUGUAAUGUUGACUCAGAUGAAUCUGAGACAUUAGUGCUAUCAUUAGAUUGGUCUACUGGCAUUUACCAGUCCAAUGAACCAGAAAUCAUCUGCUCUGAUUCAAAGGGCAAUAUUCAUUUACUUCAUUUAUGUGGAGAUUCAUUACAAUUAAUAGAUACUUGGAAUGCUCAUAAAUUUGAGGCUUGGAUUGCAGCGUUUUAUUAUUGGAAUACUAAUAUCAUCUUUAGUGGUGGGGAUGAUAGUAUGUUUUUGAAAUUCGAUAAAAGGGUGGGAAAUCAACCGGUGUCUAGGAACAGAAGUCAUGGAGCUGGUGUAACUUCAAUCCAUUCAAAUAAAUCCAAAGAGUUUAUUGUUGCCACUGGAAGUUACGAUGAAUAUGUUCGUAUUUGGGAUACCAGAAACAUGAAAUCAGAGAUGAGUUCCAUUAAAAUGCCUGGCACUCUUUGGAGGCUGAAAUGGGACCCGUUCCUCCAAACCCAUUUGUUGGCAGCUUGCAUGCUAGGUGGAGUACAUAUUCUGAAUGUCCAAGAUAUCGAACGAAUGAAGAUUGUAGGAAGCUAUUAUGAACACAAAAAUAUUGCCUAUGGUGCUGAUUGGUGCUACUCAAAUAAAGAGUUUUGUGAUAAUUUUGAUGGUCCUGGAAGUUCUAUUCUUGGAACAUGUUCAUUUUAUGAUCAUUUGUUAUGUAUUUCCAAAUUUGAUGGAAUUGAUGUAAAAUGAAAAUAUUUGUUCUAAUCGGUACAUAUACUUUGGUUAUAAUUUAUAAUGAUGAACAGUGGCAACAACAAUAAAUCUGAGAAAUUGAUUUUCUAGAUCUAAUGAAUGUUUCGAACCUUCAAUGAG
Molecule: messenger RNA, 1324 nt
Organism: Phaedon cochleariae (mustard beetle)
Lineage: Eukaryota; Metazoa; Arthropoda; Insecta; Coleoptera; Chrysomelidae
Source: the annotation of a GenBank genome assembly